UGAUGACGCUAUUCUCCGUAACCAAGGCAAGGCAAACACUAGCCUGAUAGCUAGGCUAACCAAUCUGCCAGAUAAUCUUUUAGCUAUGAAAUAACCCCCCGUUUGGGCGUUUUCAGUUUAAUCUCCAGUCAAAGCAGUUUACUAGAACCUUCGACUCCAGAAGCUUCAGCGACUCUAGCUUCAAGUCGGUUCGCUACGUGGCCUAAAUAAGAGGCAGAAACAUCCAUUUUUCCUUUUAGAUCAGCUCUGUCUACAAGCUAGCAAACUUAGUCCAUAAACGUUAGCUGCACAGCCACCAUGGCUGAGUUUGGGUUUAAUGAACACCAUCAAAAUGAAGUCAUCAAUUACAUGCGGUUUGCUCGUUCAAAGAGGGUCCUGAGACUAAAGACCAUCGACUCAUGCUUUGAAGAACUCAAAGAUAGCAGACUGGUGGAGGAAACCUUCACAGUGGAUGAGGUGAGGGAUAUGCUGGACGGGCUGCAGGCGGUGGUGCGAGGGGAGGUGGAGACGGAGCUCAUCAACACAGCCCACACUAAUGUGCUGCUGCUGAGGCAGCUCUUCUCCCAGGCUGAGAAGUUCUACCUCCGACUGCAGAGUGAUAUAUCGGAGUUGGAGAACAGGGAGCUGUUAGAACAAGUGGCAGAAUUUGAGAAGACUGACUUUAAAACCACUGAUAAGAAAAACCAGGAAACAAGCAAACCCAAGCUCGCACCAUUAAAUGAAGGUGGUGUCUCUGAACUUCUUAACAAGGAGAUAGUAAGACUACAGGAGGAAAACGACAAACUGAAAACCAGGCUGCGGACUUUAGAAUCACAGGCAAUGAGUGCACUAGACGAGAGAACCAGGGCUGAGAGGGCUCUGAAAGACAUUCAGAAGGUCCAGGGUGAUCAGCAGAUGGCUGCUCAAUCCCAGGAGAUCAGCAGUCUGGAGGACACAGUGGCUGCUCUGAGGGAGGACUACGAAAGGUCUCUUAGUGCCAAUGCUGUGUCUCAUAAGGAUCUGCAGGAAAACCUGAUCUCUGCCAAACACGAACUUCUGCGAGUGCAGGAGCAGCUGUCCCUGGCAGAGAAGGAGUUGGACAAGAAGUUUCAGCAAACUGCGGCCUACCGGAACAUGAAAGAGAUCCUCACCAAGAAAAAUGAGCAGAUCAAAGAAAUUAGAAAACGAUUGCAGAGAUACGAGCCCAAUGAAUGAUCAUUGCCUGAUGCAUCUGGAGAAAAAACAAAAAAGGUGUCCAGAGGGUAAGAAGAGGGCAAAAUGUACAGCUGUGGUUUGGACGAGAAACCACUGCUGUAAGACAAGAGACAGAAAAAAGCACACCCACGGGGGAUUGAUCAUUCAUGUUUUAUCUGGCUUCUUCAGUAGUUUUCUGGCUUUAGUAAAAAGCAAGAAUGUGAAGGUUGGCAGUACACACAAACUGAACACACAAAUGAAGCAGUGAUAAAUGAUAGCUGUGCUUUUUUUCUACGUCUCAAUUCGGAGCUCACUUACAGUAGCUAGACUUCCUUCAGUGCUCUAUGCAAUUACUAUCAUGUCCCUGUUUGAAGAGGCCUUGUCCAUGAAUUGGACAGAUACUUCCUGUCUGCCUGAAGCUUCGCAGUCUUAUCUAUCAGAUGGUUAGAGGUGAUAUUUAGCUUUUUAGCACCUGAUGAUCGUUUAUUUAAAUAUUUGCUGAUUAGUUUUUAAUUUUAGAGCCCCCCUUUGAAGUCCUAAAUUUAGUUAGACUCAAUCAGACAUCGAAGCCGUUUUGUUAAAAAUAGUAAAACUUCGAAGUAAUAAUCCCUGACCUUGAAGUCACACCUGCUUUCAUUCAUUGCUGAACACUGAAAAAGGAUUUCAAACAGAAACUUCUGAAAUGAUCUGGCAUUCUGUGAAAGUCUGAUCGUCAAAAAUACACCGGAUGUCUUGCAUUUAUUUUUUUGUGCUCUGACAUGGAAAGUGAUCUACAUAAAAUUACCUACUUCCCCAAACAAAGGGCAUAGAAUAUUUUUGUCUAAAAUCUUAAACCGUGUACUUUUCGUAUUGUGUGGGUGAUGGAGUGUAAGAGAACAAAAUAAAUAUAUACAUGAUGUUCAUGAGUUAAUGCUCUUGUAGAGUAUGAUACAUCUACCCUAUGUAACACUACUCUAGAUGUGCGUUUGUGUGUAUUGUGCAAAGUAUGGGAUAAUAAAAGCUUUCACCAAAUA
Notolabrus celidotus (New Zealand spotty) is the source of this 2186-nucleotide messenger RNA. RefSeq names its product leucine zipper transcription factor-like 1 (gene lztfl1). NCBI's taxonomy places the organism in Eukaryota, Metazoa, Chordata, Actinopteri, Labriformes, Labridae. The record is from RefSeq and is a predicted model, not a curated record. The coding region runs from base 298 to 1194 and encodes 298 amino acids. Gene Ontology annotation, cellular component: cytoplasm. The transcript has 10 exons. Gene Ontology annotation, biological process: negative regulation of protein localization to cilium.